AUGAGUAGUCGCGGCGGGAAACUUGCCCCCGAAGUCAAUCGCGCUCUGUUCGUAAAGAACCUGAGCUACAACGUUACUCCUGAAGAGCUCUUCGACCUCUUUGGAAAAUUCGGACCUAUCCGCCAGGUUCGUCAAGGCAUUGCCAACAACACCAAGGGUACCGCUUUUGUAGUCUAUGAAGAUGUCAUGGAUGCGAAGCAAGCCUGUGACAAAUUGAACGGUUUCAACUUCCAGAACCGUUAUCUCGUUGUAUUAUAUCAUCAGCCCGACAAGAUGGUAAAAUCUAAAGAGGACCUCGACGCCCGUCGGGAAUCUUUAGCGCAGCUCAAAAAGCAGCACGGCAUCGAUUGA
Trichoderma asperellum CBS 433.97 is the source of this 351-nucleotide messenger RNA. RefSeq lists its product as uncharacterized. The record is from RefSeq and is a predicted model, not a curated record. Gene Ontology annotation, molecular function: mRNA binding. Gene Ontology annotation, cellular component: nucleus; cytoplasm. Lineage: Eukaryota; Fungi; Ascomycota; Sordariomycetes; Hypocreales; Hypocreaceae.